GCUAUGGCAGAAGGUAAUGGUGAGUUAUCGGAAGAACCAAUGAAGAUUGAAACCGAAAUUGAGAGAACAGAAGACUAUCAAAAAUUAUUAGAAUACGGCCUCGAUGAGAAAGUGGCGGCUAAAUUAGAUGAGAUUUAUAAGACUGGUAAAUUGGCGCACGUCGACCUCGACGAGCGGGCCUUGGACGCUUUGAAGGAGUUUCCGGUCGAUGGAGCUCUCAACGUCUUGGGUCAGUUUCUCGACUCCAACUUGGAGCAUGUCUCCAACAAGUCGGCCUACCUCUGCGGGGUGAUGAAGACCUAUCGCCAGAAGAGCAGGGCCGGCUCGAGUCAGGGGACGGCUACUCCCGCGCCUGCCCCCGUCAAAGGCCCGGACGAGGACAAGAUCAAGGAAAUACUCGAGCGGACGGGAUACACCCUGGACGUAACAACAGGUCAAAGGAAGUAUGGCGGGCCGCCGCCUGGAUGGGACGGAUCGCCGCCCGGCAGCGGCUGCGAGGUGUUUUGCGGCAAAAUCCCGAAGGACAUGUACGAGGACGAGCUGAUACCGCUGUUCGAGGACUGCGGCUCCAUAUGGGACCUGCGGCUCAUGAUGGACCCGAUGACGGGCACAAACAGGGGGUAUGCUUUCGUCACAUUUACCACGCGCGACGCUGCUCAACUGGCGGUUCAAAAGCUGAAUGAUUAUGAGAUACGGAAAGGCAAAAAGAUUGGCGUAACCAUAUCUUAUAACAAUCACCGGUUAUUUGUCGGCUAUAUACCAAAGAACCGGGAUCGAGACGAUCUUUUGGAAGAGUUUUCCAAACAUGCACCCGGCCUGAUGGAGGUGAUCAUAUACAGCUCGCCGGACGACAAGAAGAAGAACCGCGGCUUUUGCUUUCUCGAGUACGAAUCGCACAAGGCGGCGUCGCUGGCCAAGCGCCGCCUCGGCACCGGCAGGAUUAAAGUUUGGGGCUGUGAUAUCAUCGUCGACUGGGCUGAUCCGCAGGAGGAGCCCGACGAGCAGACCAUGUCCAAGGUUAAGGUAUUGUAUGUGCGAAAUCUCACGCAGGACAUCACCGAGGAGAAGCUCAAGGAGGUGUUCGAAGGUUACGGCAAAGUGGAGCGCGUCAAGAAGAUCAAGGACUACGCCUUUAUCCACUUCGAAGAUCGGGAUAAUGCCGUCAAGGCAAUGGAAGAGCUGGAUGGAAAAGAGAUGGGAGGAUCGAACAUCGAAGUGUCUUUAGCCAAACCUCCGUCCGACAAAAAGAAGAAGGAAGAAAUUUUAAGAGCUAGGGAAAGACGUAUGAUGCAGAUGAUGCAAGUCAGAGGAGGAAUGAUGCCCGGCACUAUGCCUUUGAGGGGACCUCCUGGACAGGGACCCAGAACAAGCGGAACUAGUAUGAGGGGUCCGAUGGGACGGGGAGAUUACGAUUACGAUUACGACUAUUACGGUUACGGGGACUAUAGAGGCGGCUACAGCGAUCCCUAUUACGACGACUAUUACCGGUACGAAGAUUAUUAUUACGAUUACCCGCCGACGCAAGCUAGAGGGAGAGGCCGGACUCCACAACCGGAACUGGAUGAUGGAGGCACGUUGAAAUCGUCCAGCGUGUACUACGACGUUGCCAGUGGAACACAGCAGGCUGGCCGUGGGCGUGGGGUGGUGGCUCGUGGCCGGGCCGGUGGGCCCCCAGCCCGUGGAGCGGCAGCCAACAGAGCGGCGGGCCGGGGAGGAGCAGCCGGGGGCCGUGGGGCGGCACGCCAAACCGUUCGUGGAGCGGGCCGCGCCAAGGGAAGUUUACCAGCAGGUAAACGGAAGUUUGACGGGGGUCACCAGAACCAAGGGGAGACAAAACGCAGAUUCCAGAGCGAGUGGGGGAGCCAGCCCCUCCCGCAGCAGCCUUUGGGAGGCGGGGGGGCGGCCGACGUGAACGGAGACGAUGACCAGACCUGGUAUCAAGACUCUUACGGCUCCUGGAGCUAAGUGUGGAGUAGUGUAAAGCCCGCGUUGAAAUUAUUCGAAAAAAAAAUAAAAAAAUUAAAUUCGAUCCGCGGGACUGAGUGCUAGUGACCGACCCCUGAUGUCCCCAAUAUUUUGUUCGACAAAAAGAAACCUAUCUGCAUUCGUUUUUUUAACUUGUUAAUUUUGGUUUAUGAAUUGUUGGAUGCUUCAAAAUUUUGUAUUUGUUUAUUGAUGAUGAGUUGUCUCUUGAAAUUAAAAAUUGUGUAUACAAGUUAAACUAUAUUUUUUAUGUAUGUAUAUUGGUUAUUAUGCGAGUUGUUCGGUGCAGCGUCCCCUUGAUUCUGAUGGCUAAUAAGCAACAAGUGGUUUAUGAACACCAUUAAAUUUUAAUAACGUUUAAUAUUAAUACAAUAAGAGUGGGAGGACGCACCCGGUCCUGUUAUAGGGGGCGCUUUUUCGCGAACUCGAAAUUAUUUCUCACAUUGUUGCAACAUUUCGUCACGCAAAUUGACGAUGCUAAAAUCGCAAAAUCUCGAGUUCUCGAAAGAGCACCCUUCAGUCUUUUUUGAAUCGGUGCCGAAUGCGCCAGAUGGCGCUGGCUGCAGACGGCAUCCUUUAUUAUUAUAAUUAUGUUUUUUAUUACUUAAUGCAACAGCUCCCCGACACCGCCCGCAAGCGUCACGCCACUGGCCGCACGUCAUUGUUUUUGUUCUUGUUUUUCGUUUCUCUUCGUCAUCGAGAAAGGAAUUUUUUUCGGUACUUUUUUGAGCUGCGGCCGCGGUCUGGCGUUUUGGGGGGCGUCGGGGGGCAAAUUUCGCGGAGUGAAAAUCUGAGCGCCGUUUAUUAUGUAUAAUAUAAUUAUAUAUUUUUAUCCUGAAUGCAUUUUUGCAUUGUGAUGUUUUUAGCAGUAAUUUAUAAGGAGUUCAAUCAAGCAUAUACUUCUGUUUCUGGCACAAGAACUAGAACAUUUGUUUAAUCAUUUUUCAAAUCGAACUGAGUUACUGUCCAAAGUAAUUUUUGCUCCGAGCAGGAUACGUUACAGCUAAAACACUCAUUAUUUGCAAUUCGAUUGUUUAGGUUCAGUUUAUUAUGAUUGGUUAAUCUUAUUUGUAAUUUUUAAUUAUAUACCCGUAAUGAUACGUAUUUUUAAUUGUAUGUUUUUUUUGGUUUAUCAAUUGAUCCAUAUUUGCUUUUUUGCUUCCCUGGCAUGUCCCUUUCAUUACACAGUAACAAAGUUGUCUUCUUUCUUUUUAAUACUACUUUUUUUGUUUAGUGUGAUGUAGAUAAUAUUCAUUCAAUAUGUACUAGAACUGUAUGCCUAAUAGUAACACAAACGCAAUUUUACGAAAAUAAAAUAAUUAAAAAAAACACCACCAUACCACUGUCUAGGACAAUACGACGUGCAAUCAAAUUGCACUUCUUAUUGUUUAAUAUUUUAUUGGUAAUUUGUUUGGUGCACCAGCUUCAAACAAGUAUUGUUAUGUAUAUCGUCUAUCAAUUUAAUAUGAGAGGACUGAUGAUUUAUAUGUCUCAAUAAACAGUUGUAUGUGUAUUACAAUUUUAAACGAACGAGUUUUAUUUUUAAUUCCCCUUGUAUAAAAAAAUAAAUAAAAG
Molecule: messenger RNA, 3558 nt
Organism: Brassicogethes aeneus
Lineage: Eukaryota; Metazoa; Arthropoda; Insecta; Coleoptera; Nitidulidae
Source: the annotation of a GenBank genome assembly